AUGAUGUUCCAGCUCACCUCCAACUUCGUCGUCCUGGCGCUAUUUGCCUCGGCCGCACAGUCUGCCUAUCUGGGUUGCUUCUCUUCGUCGACAAAUCUCAGCUUCAAAGAACACGAUGUAUAUCAGUCCCUUGGGCAAUGCCAGCAAGUUUGUAAGGCGGCGAACCUGCCCAUACUAGCUACCACGAAAGGUACCGAUUGCUUUUGCGGAGCCGAGGCGCCCCCUCAGAGCGACGCCGUAGCAGACUCAUCCUGCAACACCCCCUGCUCAGGGUACGCAGAGGAUAAGUGUGGCGGUGAAGGGUUCUUCUCAGUUUCCAGCCUUUAG
Annulohypoxylon truncatum is the source of this 327-nucleotide messenger RNA. RefSeq names its product WSC domain-containing protein. The transcript is spliced from 2 exons. The coding region runs from base 1 to 327 and encodes 108 amino acids. The record is from RefSeq and is a predicted model, not a curated record. Gene Ontology annotation, cellular component: plasma membrane. Lineage: Eukaryota; Fungi; Ascomycota; Sordariomycetes; Xylariales; Hypoxylaceae.